Molecule: messenger RNA, 3098 nt
Organism: Phycodurus eques (leafy seadragon)
Lineage: Eukaryota; Metazoa; Chordata; Actinopteri; Syngnathiformes; Syngnathidae
Gene: stx3a
Product: syntaxin 3a
Exons: 10
Coding region: 424-1197 (257 amino acids)
Biological process (GO): synaptic vesicle fusion to presynaptic active zone membrane; exocytic insertion of neurotransmitter receptor to postsynaptic membrane; intracellular protein transport
Cellular component (GO): postsynapse; endomembrane system; synaptic vesicle
Molecular function (GO): SNAP receptor activity; SNARE binding
Source: RefSeq, a predicted model, not a curated record
GUUAGAUUGACUGUGAUGUGUCAUUUGAGAGGGGGACCCAAACAAAUCCUUUACUUCUCUGGCAUUUAUUCAUUUGUUAUUUAAAUACACCCUCAAAUUUGCUGAAUUUAUUGCUUUUAAUCCCUGUUUUAAUCAUUACAUUUUCUUUUUGCAUUUUAUAGCUGUUCUUUAGGUUCUGGUUACUUGAUUCAGAUUUGCAGAUUACAGAUUAACAGGAUACAGCAGUUUUUGCAAGACUUGUCUUUGUCUUUUGCCUCUUCAUAUUUUCAUUUUCUUUUCCGUUAUCGAUUUCUCACAAUGAAGGACAGAUUGGCUCAGCUCAAAGAGUCUGAAUCUCCUCUUUAAAAUAAUAAUGUGUGCUUUGAACAGACAAGUGAUGUUGGAGGGGAUGAUAUUGAGGUUCCUGUGGAGAAUGAGGCUUUUAUGGAAGAUUUUUUUGCUCAGAUUGAGGAUAUCCGCUCCAGUAUUGAAAAGAUUGAUGAGAGUGUAACAGAAAUAAAAAAACUGUACUCCACCAUCUUGUCCGCCCCCACGUCUGACCAGAAAACACAGGAUGAUCUUGAAGCAGUCACCAACAUGAUUAAGAAAUCUGCCAACAAUGCAAGAAACAAACUCAAGAGCAUCGAAAACCAACUUGAGACAAACAAAGAUGAGAGGGCCUCUGCUGACCUCAGGAUAAGAAAAUCACAGCAUGCUAUCCUGGCGAAGAAAUUUGUAGAGGUAAUGACAAAAUACAAUGAGGCACAAGUUGACUUCAGAGACAAGAGUAAAGGACGGAUUGCCCGACAGCUUGAGAUCACCGGCAAAGCGACAACUGAUGAGGAACUGGAAGAGAUGCUAGAGGGAGGCAACUCCACUGUCUUCACUGCUGGGAUUAUGGAUUCAAAUUUAAACCAGCAGGCCCUGAACGAGAUUGAGGCUCGUCACAAAGACAUCAUUAGGUUGGAGAGUAGCAUCAAAGAGCUCCAUGACAUGUUUGUUGAUAUCGCUAUGCUAGUUGAGAACCAGGGUGGCAUGAUUGACAGAAUUGAAAGUAACAUGGACCAAUCAGUGGGCUUUGUAGAAAGAGCAGUCGCUGACACCAAGAAAGCCGCCAAGUUCCAACAGGAAGCACGUAGGAAACAAAUGAUGAUCUUCUGUUGCUGUGUGUUAUUGGCUGUCGUCCUAGGUUCAUUUGUCUACAGUUUUAUAAAAUAGACUGGGUAUCAUUCUUUGACUUGCUCAGUCUAAACCAGAGCUCAGCAACGUAAAAUGCUCAAAGAAAAAAAACAAAAAACACUGGAAGCCAUAAAACCCUUUGGACAUCUAAAGUGAGAAUAACUCUGCAUAUAUUGUGUGUUUUGUUUUGUUUUUGUUUUUUUAACCAUUGUGUAUGAAAGAAUAUAGUCCUGUGUUGCAUUUAUGAAAUUAAUGAACUGCUACAGAGAACAAAAAAAAAUAUUUCUGCACGUAACCAAAAUAUUUUGAACUCGGACAAAAAAAGCUUUGUUGCUUACUUUACAAUAAAAUAGUCAAUGUCUAUUUGAGUCCUCUUCGUAUUCAUGAAAUUAAAGUCAAGCUUAAAUUAUCCACCUGCUGUGGAGGAGGCAGUCAGCUGUCAACCUGCAUUAAAAGUACUAUUUCAUAUAACAAUUUCAAAUAUAUAUUUAUUUUAACUGGGUUAUGGGGCUUUUGUUCCUGCACGUCAGCGUACAGUGUCGGCGCAUCAGGGCUGUAAGACAUCACCUUCGUCUUCACACAUAAUUGUAAGCUACGUAUUUGUGACGCGUGAUCAAUGAUUGUUAAUAUAGUUCAUGUAGCGCGUAGCAUUAAACGCUCUUUUUUUGGUUCUUUGAUUGAUCCAAGGUCGAAUACCUCGAUACAUCUUUGUACCAGGUGUCGCACAUCAGCAGUUGUGACGCGUAUUUGGAGUGUCGAGUGACAAAAAAAAGUUUGUGGAGAAAAAAAAAAGCGCCAUAAUCGACACAUUUAGAAUUACAUUUGAAACAUGAAAUGAAAUACUCAUUAUUUAUUUAUAUAGCAGAAAGAUGAAAGCCAUGUUGUAGUGGUGUGCAAUACUGUAUAUUUUGGUAUCGAUCGGAUUCCAAGUAAAUUGAGGGCAGUAUUGCUAAUACCAAUACUUUUCAAUAAUUAAGGUAGACGCAUCAUCAAAUUGCUAAAUCUCAAUUAAUUUUCAAGACCUAUAAGUGUUUUUGUGAUGUGUUUCCCUUUUUUAUGAUGAAAUAGUGAAAACCCAGAACUGAAUAAGGGCAACAUUUAUUGUUAAAAAGAAAAUACUUUCAUUCAAAAAAUCAUAAUUUUUAGAAAAAAUAGAAGAGUAACAAAUCAUCCCCCCCCCCCCCCCCCCCCCCCCCCACACACACACAUUUUCAUGUCUGGAUUUUUUUCUUUUUUCUUUGCAAAGUGGUCACUGCAUAACAAAUUAAAAUGAAUGAAUAUUUUCAGGUACUGUUCAGAAACUACUAUACAAAAUUGUAAUCAAAUUUCCCCCUUCAUUGCACUUCUUUUCUGGAUUUCUCACUGAAAUAAAAACGUUUUUCAAAAUGAUCACUCCACAACUUCUUCUUUGCCUUUGGGCUUGUCCCGUUCGGGGUCGCCGCAGCGCGUCAUCCUUUUCCAUGUCAGCCUGUAAUUCUCCUGCAUCCUCCUCUCCAACACCAACUGCCCUCCUGUCGUCCCUCACGACAUCCAUCAACCUUCUCUUUGGUCUUCCUCUCGCUCUCUUGCCUGGCAGCGCCAUCCUCAUCCUCAUCAUCCUUCUACCAAUAUACUCACUAUUUGUGUCCAAACCAUCCAAGUCUGUUCUCUCUAACUUUGUCUCGACAACAAAUACGAUAAAACAUUUCAAACCAAUUAUUUUUCGAGUACAAUGGCAGAGAGGAAGAUGCCGCUCCUCUUCGCAUACAAGAGCAAAACUGAAACUACAGUACCGACCUCAUCACGCCAGUAUCAAUCCAAUAACGAUACUAACUUGGUAUUGAUACUAUCACGAUUUGGAUCGAUCCGUCCACCACAUAUUAUGUGGCUCUGGAGCCGCAGGUUGCAGACCCCUGGUCGAAACAAACAUCCAUCCAUCCAUCCAUCCAUCCAUUUUCUAC